AUGGCCUUGCGGGCUGUUUGUAUGGUUUUUGGCCAAUUUUUCAACAUACUGUUGGGAUCCAGGCAUGGCUUCUGUUCUCAAGCAGCCACCGACUUGGCCUUAGCUCGAGCCUUGCUCCCGCAGCGGCCAAGUGCAGCGGGCCUUGGAGACAACAGCAGCCCAUUGCUGGCUCCGGCUGGCGAUGGCCUCAGAGCUGAAAACUUUGCCCUGGGUGUGUUGUUGACUCAUUCAGGCGAGCUGACGCCAGCAGAGUUUGACCAUUUCCUGAAGAUCUGCUGUGCCAGGGGAGACUGCGUGCCUACCAGCAAGGCCAGAACGCUCCUGGCAACAUGCUUGUCACGCUCGUAUGACGCAGACAAGCUUACAAUGCUGUUGACCUGGGCAAGCCAAGGGGACUACAAGGGCUUUGUGCCCUUCAUUCUCGAGAAACGCGUUGCGCUCGGCUUCCUGGCAAAGAUGGAAUCGAGGGACCGCUCCGCGAUUUUUGGAGAGCUGCUGGAUUUUUGGGGAAGUCCAGAGGAGAUUGCGGCUGCUAUCGCAGAGAACCGCCGCGAAAUUCGAUCCCUCUUGCGAUGGGCCAUCGAUCAGGAAGAUGCAGCUGUCUGCCAGUCAAGCAGACUGACAACAACACUGGCCCACGUUGUAGGCCGCAGCCUGCAACAGAGCCAUGACAGUGCUGAGGUGGGCCAGAUGCUGUUUUGCCUCUGCUUUGCUGGAGCUUGCUUGCCAGAUGACAUCUCUGAGACCAUACCCAUGGAAUGGCUGAAAGAACUCAGGACGUUGCGAGGGAGCGAGGCCUUUCUGGCAAGCACCCUGCUGACUCGAAUGGAGCAGUGCGAUGACACAAAUCUCAGGGAGAGGUUCCCAGAUGUCUGGUGCCCUGUUUGGGGCAACUUAGAAGCAGAAGCCUGCCAUAGAGCUGUGGCUGUGGUUGCAAGGUGGUGCAAGUUGGCUGGGCCUGAUGCGGACGGAGCAGCUUUUGCCAUCAGAGUGCUGAGGAACUUACCCCUGCAUGCGUUGAGCGGUCCUUCUCUGGACAUUGUGUACUCACCAGAGCUGCCGGUGCAGGCUGGCACCAUAUACGUAGUCCAGCUACUUCAACAGAAUCGGAAGGAAGAUCGAGAAGAGCUGCAGAGAUUUGUCGACGAGUCCAAUCGGAGAUUUGCGAGUACUCGUCAGGAGUUGAGCAGAGUUUCAGAAGCAGCUUCAGACGCCCUCCAAAUGGCGGAAGAUGCGACGCGCCGAGCAGACCGGGCGGCAGACGCAGCCCGGCGCGCCCAAACUGAAGCCGAAAAGGCAAACAAAAAAGCCCGCCGCAACGAACGCGGGGCCGACUUCGACUAA
Messenger RNA from Symbiodinium natans, 1344 nucleotides. NCBI's taxonomy places the organism in Eukaryota, Dinophyceae, Suessiales, Symbiodiniaceae. The record is from the annotation of a GenBank genome assembly.